Molecule: messenger RNA, 2062 nt
Organism: Hibiscus syriacus
Lineage: Eukaryota; Viridiplantae; Streptophyta; Magnoliopsida; Malvales; Malvaceae
Product: protein high chlorophyll fluorescent 107-like
Biological process (GO): mRNA processing; regulation of translation
Cellular component (GO): chloroplast
Molecular function (GO): protein binding; mRNA binding; single-stranded RNA binding
Source: RefSeq, a predicted model, not a curated record
AAAUACUAUAAGUGAAAAAAAAAGACUUAAAAAAGAAGAAGAAGAAGCAUGCGACUCUUCUCCCCUUCAUCUUCUUCGCCAAAACCCAACUUUCCUCUCUUUUCUCCUCCUCAAAACCCCAAAAAACCCUCCUUCAAAUCGUUCCCUCCCUUCAAAACUCGCCUUUUCCUCUCCCUUCCUCCAUGCAGCGCUACGAACUCACCGUCUGUCCCAGUUCUGGACCAAGAAACCGACCUCCAACUCCCUUCGGAAGCCGACAAAGACUUCAAGAAGGUCCUCGUUGUUCGAAGGCCAGCCAUGGAUGUCCCCGUUGAAGAAGAAGAUGGUCAAGAAGAUGACGGAAACGACGGCGUUUCGAAACCAUCGGGUAUAGAUGCUGGUCUCGAAAACUUCGCUAAGAAGAUGCCUAUAUUCGAACCCGAAAGAGGCGAGUUCUCCGGUGGUGCUCAAGAGAAGCCGCUUGCGGUGAACUUGGACUUGGCAUUGUAUAAAGCCAGGGUUUUGGCCAGGAAGUUUCGAUACGAUGAAGCUCAAAAGAUAUUGAAGAAGUGUAUAUACUAUUGGCCAGAAGAUGGGAGAUCAUAUGUAGCAUUGGGGAAGAUAUUGGGCAAGCAAUCGAAAAAGGCCGAUGCGAGAGCUGUAUACGAGAGAGGUAGCCAAGCCACACAAGGAGAGAAUCCCUACAUUUGGCAGUGCUGGGCUGUGUUGGAGAAUAAGAUGGGGAAUAUAAGAAGGGCGAGAGAACUUUUCGAUGCGGCCACCGUUGCCGACAAAAGACACAUAGCUGCCUGGCAUGGAUGGGCAGUUCUAGAGCUAAAACAGGGGAAUGUCAAGAAGGCAAGGCAUCUGCUUGCUAAAGGUCUCAAAUUUUGUGGUGGGAAUGAGUAUGUCUAUCAAACCCUUGCAUUGCUUGAAGCUAAAGCAAAUAGGUACGAGCAGGCUCGGUACUUGUUCAGGCAGGCCACCAAGUGCAACCCAAAAAGCUGUGCCAGUUGGCUUGCAUGGGCACAAUUGGAGGUGAAACAGGAAAACAAUCGUGCUGCUAGGCUACUAUUUGAGAAAGCAGUCCAAGCGAGCCCCAAGAACAGGUUUGCAUGGCAUGUUUGGGGAGUUUUUGAAGCUAAUAUAGGCAAUGUUGACAUGGGAAGAAAACUUUUGAAGAUAGGCCAUGCACUCAACCCACGAGAUCCUGUUUUACUUCAGUCUCUUGCGUUGUUGGAAUAUAAACACUCGACCGCAAAUCUAGCUCGUGUUUUGUUUAGGAGAGCCUCUGAGCUGGACCCGAGGCACCAACCAGUGUGGAUUGCAUGGGGCUGGAUGGAAUGGAAGGAAGGGAAUAUAUCAACAGCAAGGGAGUUGUACCAAAGAGCUCUUUCGAUUGACUCAACUACUGAAAGUGCUGCUCGAUGCUUACAGGCUUGGGGUGUUUUGGAACAAAGAGCCGGCAACUUAUCGGCGGCUAGAAGGUUAUUUCGAUCGUCCCUCAAUAUAAAUUCGCAGAGUUAUGUAACAUGGAUGACAUGGGCAGCAUUGGAGGAGGACCAAGGAAAUUCUGUGCGUGCUGAAGAAAUCCGUAACCUCUAUUUCCAGCAGCGUACCGAAGUCGUGGACGAUGCUUCAUGGGUGAUGGGAUUUUUAGAUGUCAUUGACCCUGCACUUGACAGCAUAAAGAGAUUCCUGAACUUGGAUCAAGGCCUUAGCAACAAAGCAAAGGAGCCUUUGAAAGAUGCAGGAGCUAAUGAAAAUGGCGACGAUAGAAACCGAAGUGGAUUCAAUCUGGAUGCUUUCAUCGAAGAUGCUUUAUCGUUAGAUCCGUCAAAGCUAGACGUUUUGAUGGAGAACUCCGGAAAUUUGUCUCCUAAGAGAGUAAAAUCUCCAAGAAUGUGGAAAUCACAGGGAAGAACCACCAUAACUUUGCCUCGACGGAGCUUAUAAAAGUUACGGCCACGAUUGCGAUUGCCGAAGCAUACUUGAAUAUUUAUAUAUAUAUUGUUAUCUAAGAUGCAGCAAUGGAUGCUUCUUAGGCACACUAUGAAACUGGAAAAAGAAAGCUAGUAUGGUA